AUGGAAAAAUUUAAAACUUCCCCGUCCCCAGAAAAACGGGAUGGGCGACCUGCCCAUGAGAAAAGUGGACGGUUAAGUAGUCGCAGUAAUACACCUGAUAUAGUUGCGAAUACGACUGAUAACACUUCGAGCGAUGAUUAUUACGAUGAACCGACCAAUUCUACCAAUACAUCUUUGGCCACGACGCCCGUUUGUUGUAUUGACAGCAAAAGUCACCAUUUGCCGCCGCCACCUUCUCAGUUCCCAGCCAAAUUUAACGUCAACUCUUAUCCUAUCUGUGAUAUUCCUAUGCAGAAUGUACCAUCCGUGCCAUAUCACCAGGUUAACCUACCACCAAACCGUGCUGAUCAGCCACUGCAUCCAAUCCACUGUUCUUCGAACGAAACGCGUAUACUCCAACAACCGGUGAUAUAUGCAAACACGCCAAGCAAUAGGGGAGACAACUGGCAAAACCGAACUCGCGAAGUACCGGUGAUUACGAGUGCUGGGCGAUCCCAUGUGAUGAUGCCGAAACCAAAUGCUGCUGAUCAAGUUGUGAAUCCGAACGAAAUUUAUGCAAAGGUUGACAAAACACGUAAAAAGGAAGCUAAGUCGAAGACGGCUUCACCUACUUAUCAAAAUACAGAGGAAAUUGCUACAACAGUUGUUGCCGUGCCAAAACGAAAUGAAACUAAGGUCACAGUAGAAAAGACUUCCCCCGUUGAGGCCGAGGACAUACCGAGGGCCAUACCUAACACAAAUAUAGCAGUCGCAUUUGUGGUCACAUGUUGUUUCAAUCUGCCGCUGGGAGCAUUGGCUAUUUAUUGUUCCUUAGUUGCUGCUCAAGCUUUUCGUGAUGGUAAAAUGAAAAAAGGUGAGCGCCGUACUCAGAUUUCAAUGUUGUUAAGUCUAUUUGGGAUUUUAGUUACUGUUCUAGUUGUGAUGGGAGUUGUUCUUCAUCUGGCUAUGUCAGGAGCAAAAGGUAAAAAGAAACGCACCCAAUCAGAAGGAGCUCGUGAAUUGGAUAUAAGUCUCUGAUCCAGUGUUAUAGUAGGUCUUUAUUUUGUUUUGGGGAUGCAUGAGUGUCAAACAAUAUAAAAAAAAUUGUGUUGGAUAUAUUUCGUGGUCGUAGAAACAAACCACUGUGAUGGGGUUCUAUUUUCCUAUUUUCAUCGGUAAAACCAAUGUGCUUGAUCUAUGUUCUUGAUAUUUAUGACUAAAGUGCUUGAUUUAUGUGUGAUCUUUGAAACAUUUUGACACACCAACAAUAUGGAUAACCUUUGGAUUUUUUUUAGAUGAAGAAAUACACAGACGUGUGCUUGAAAAGAAAAUUGUCUUAUAUUUAGAUAAAAAAAACCAUGAAACUUGGCGUUCUGGAAGCUAUCAAUUGGAAUUACUUUAACCAAACCUAUUGUGUAUAGGCUACCCAAACAGGUUUAAAUUCCCAAUCAAAUGUCGGUCCACAAAAGCGUUAGUUGAUGUCAACAGAGUAAUUUUCAAUCAUUAAAACAAUGGACAUCGAUAUAGAUUAUAAAUAUUGAUUAUAUAGUGAUACGGUCGAGACUUUUCAAAAAUGUAAGUUUAUAGGGUAUGUCGGUUUGCAGUAGAUGUUGUUCGGAAGGGUUUCACUGUAUAUAAUAUACAAAUAUAAGGAACAGCAUAACCUGAGUAAUUAUAACACAGUAUUUAUUGUAUAUAUUAUUAUGUAUUAAGAUUGUAUAUCUUCAUCAAACGCUAUGUCAAACCGGCUCAUUAAUAGACGAGCUACAGAACUUUUUUUAAAACAUGCAUGAUUUGUCAUAUGGGCUUCCUCAUAUAGAAAUCACAUGAAACUAGAAACCAUACUUAGUGUUCCAUCACGCUCUAUUUCAACAUGCAUCGAACAUUCUAUUUUUGUGUUUAACUUCAGAUGUUCAGUGUAAAGGAUAAAAGAGUACUGUAUCUAUAAGAAAUGUAUUUUUAAUGCCUCUGAGAGAUUUCAAACUUCCGGCGAUUGAACACAAUUUUCUUGUAUAGUAAAAUAUAUAUAAUAGAAGAGUUUGUGGUUCGUUCGCUGACAGUUUGAAUAGUUUUGGUGAUUGUGUUACAAGAAAUAUGUAAACAUAUAACAUAUCACAUAUAACGGAUAGUGAUAUUUCUAACCGGAUAGUGAUAUGUCUAACCGGAUAGUGAUAUGUCUUAACCGGAUAGUGAUAACCCUAGCCGGAUAGUGAUAUAUCUAACCGGAUAGUGAUAUGUCAUAAUCGAUAGCCAUUUGCCAUGAUGGAUAAUGAAAUGUCAUAACUGAUUGUGAUGUGUCUUACAGGCUAGUGAUAUGUCAUACCGGAUAGUGAUAUGUCUAUCGGAGAGUGAUAAGUCAGAAUCAACAGUCAUAUGUCGUAAUGCAUAGUGACAAGUCAUACCGGAUAGUGACAAGUCACACCGGAUAGUGAUAUGUCACACCGGAUAGUGAUAUGUCUAGCCGAAUGGUGAUAUGUCUAACCGGGUAGUGAUAUGUCUAGCCGGAUGGUGAUAUGUCAUACCGGAUAGUGAUAUGUCAUAUCGGAUAGUGAUAUAUCAUACCUAUUAGUGAUAUGUCAUACCGGAUAGUGACAUAUCAUACCGGAUAGUGAUAUAUCUACCGGAGAGUGAUAUGUCGGAAUCAAAGGUCAUAUGUUGUAAUGGAUAGUGACAAGUCAUACCGAAUAGUGAUAUGUCAUUCAGAUUGAAAUAGGUCAUACUGAGAAUAUCAUCGGCUUUCAUCAUUGUUAGCAUAGUAAUAUUAUUAGGAAUGAAAGUUUGUUUUAAUCAGUGCCUUAUAAUAAAGAUUAUGUAG
Messenger RNA from Lottia gigantea (owl limpet), 2794 nucleotides. RefSeq lists its product as hypothetical. The record is from RefSeq and is a predicted model, not a curated record. NCBI's taxonomy places the organism in Eukaryota, Metazoa, Mollusca, Gastropoda, Lottiidae. Bases 1 to 1017 code for a protein of 338 amino acids. The transcript has a single exon.